Molecule: messenger RNA, 4767 nt
Organism: Osmia bicornis bicornis
Lineage: Eukaryota; Metazoa; Arthropoda; Insecta; Hymenoptera; Megachilidae
Product: broad-complex core protein isoforms 1/2/3/4/5-like
Exons: 6
Coding region: 516-2015 (499 amino acids)
Biological process (GO): regulation of transcription by RNA polymerase II
Cellular component (GO): nucleus
Molecular function (GO): ice binding; protein binding; DNA binding
Source: RefSeq, a predicted model, not a curated record
UAAGGUGUUCAACACAUGCAUCGAAACGUCCCACGCAUCGCGCGUGGUUUCUGUAGGAAGUUGAGUUCUUUUCGCGCAUCUUACGCGUUUUCCUGAAGGAAAAUGGCUACCAGCUGUCAUUUAAUCGGAAAGUGUGGCUUGUAAAGUGACAUAAGAUUCUGUGAAAAAUCAUUUAACGUGUACAAGACCGUCUGGCGCGAUGCAAUUACAUAACGUUGAAAUCGUUUAGUAGAUCGACGCCACUUUUCAUCUACAUGCGGAACCCGUGAAACCUUCCACAGUGCCAUGAAAUUCUAUUCCGCUCUACUGUUUACAGUUUUUAUUUUUUGCCAAACGUAUCAGGACUAAUGCGUUAACGCUACUUCCACAUUUUUUCAAUAAUUUUAAUAUCUUGACGGCCGCUUUUCGAUCAUCGCUAAUAAUUUCACUGCGCUACGUAUUAAGGGCCGCAGAUUUUUUGACCUCACUUACGUUAUUAUUUUGGGAGUGCAUUAAUUGCAAAUACGAAAACCAGUAUGGGUUCCAGUCAACAAUUCUCUCUUAGGUGGAAUAAUUAUUUGAAACACAUUACCUGUGCAUUUGAUACGUUAAGGACAGAAGAGGAUCUCGUUGAUGUAACUUUAAGCUGUGAGGGAAAAAGAAUAAGAGCACACAAAAUGCUCUUAUCCGCAUGUAGUACAUAUUUCAGAGAUUUAUUUAAGGAAAAUCCAUGUCAGCAUCCUGUUAUAAUAUUUCGUAACGUGAAAUUUGAUGAUUUAGCUGCAUUAGUUGAUUUUAUGUAUCAGGGUGAAGUGAAUGUAGUUCAAGAGCAGUUAGCAAGUUUUUUAACAACUGCUGAAUUAUUAGCUGUUCAAGGUCUUACAGAUGGUACAGGAAAAGAUAACGAUAGUUUAGUAGAGGACGACAUAGAACUUCCUAAUGAACCUGAAAUUCAACUUCAAAAUGCUGCUAGCAAAGCAACAGAUAGUAAAAGAAAUAAAUCACCUUCAUCGCCGAUGCCUUACCAUGCCGUUGAUUUACAACCCGAUGCUCCACCGAGCAAAAGACGAAAAUGUAGAGAAAAUGCAAAUACAAAUGCAGAUAAGACCGUGGGUAAUGCUUUAUCUACAAAAGAGUCUGAAAAUAAAUUGUCAGAAAAUCAGUCGACGACCGGAUCGGAUCCUGUUGAAAUAAUUCCUCUGAUGCCAAAUUUGAAGUUGGAAAUGCCUGAGUAUUUAGUACAAGAUGGAAGUAGCUGUAGUUACGAAGAACAAAGUCUAGGAGACAGUUCGCUAAAUAAAAUGGGUAUAGAAGAUACAUCUUCUAACACGCCGGAGCACGAUCAGAAACCUGAUAUCAGUCAAACGUUCUAUUCAAGUAAUCAGUCCACUUCGGAUAGUAUGGAUCUCAAACAUCAGUCGGCGGAUGUUGGCCACUUACUUUCAAAACCUAGUACAUCUGGAGAAAGGUUAACGCAAGAAGCAGUACAGGAUUCACGCACGGUGGUCAUCGAACAGCCGUCGCACUCGUGCAAACUCUGCGGUAAAACGUUUUGGAAUCGGGACUCGAUGUACAAACACAUGAACAUGCACAAAGGGACUACACAGUGCCCGGUGUGUCAUAAAGUGCUGAGCCGCACUACGCACAUGAAGCGACAUUUAAAAAAUCGGCACGGUUGGCUAGGCGUCGGGACGACCGCCGCCGCCGCCGCAGCCGCAGUGGCGAACGCCGCAGCCGCAGCCGCAGCAGCAGCAGCAACCGCAACCGCGAGCACCACCAAUGCCGCAGCCGCCGCCGCCGCCACUGUCGUAUCCGGUGUACCGGUUGUCACCGCUGUCACCGGCCCUUCCGGUCCGACCGAUACAUCCGCCACCGCACCCUUGCCGACGCCCAUUUCCGUCUCCUCCACCGCCCAUCAGAUCGCCCACCAGAACGCCGGAAGUCCACCCGACGAUCUCGAUUCUAAUGCCACCUACACCACUAUACGCAUUAGGGAGAGCAGCGUCGAAAGGAUCACUUCUAGUCCUAUUCCUUAGUGCGAGCAUAUCUUGUUAUCGAACCCGCCACAUCACGCCCGUCGACAGAACAGAGGCUAAAAACCGAACCUCGCGAUAUCCUUCGUCGCUCACCACCUACCCCUUUCUAUUAUUUUUCACUUAACUUCUUACAUCGUGGAUGGCUCUAAAAAGCAUUACGCGGUUGUCGAGCCUCGCCUCGAACGAUGGAGAGAAAUAUUUUCCAAUAGGCAUAAGUAAACGAUAGAAGGGGAUGAGUGGAGGGAAUGAAAAUUUACGCAGGAUGAAUGAAAAUUUCGAAACACCCGUAGUAAUUUUUUUGGGUCAUCCAACGUUUAUCCCUGUUAGUUUCGCGCUUCUAUUUCUCUCUGCGAUCUCGUAGUCGAUGUCCCUAACCCGGUUAUUCCGAUGGGAACGUAGAAUUAUAAGGGAACCAUUAAUCUUUGGAUCGAUAUACUCGUUUGCUCGUAUAUAUUAGAUUUAUUUAUUACGCGAAUUGUGUUAAAAAAAUUAGUCGAUUGUCAAUCGUGUUUUCUCGGUCGCUGAGAGUUUCCCAAAGCGAGACUCGCUCCGUUUACGAAGAGAUACUUAAGUUAAUCAAUGAGGUUGCGUUCGCCAGUGUCUCGGAGUUUCUCGAUCACAGAUGCGCAAUCUUUAACGAUGCACGCGGCAUUAAUGAUAAAAUGAAAAAAAAAGAAAAAAAAACGAAAAAAAAAAUGAACAGAACCUAUUCCACUCUAGUCGUCGACGGGAUUACCUAUUACUAAAGAUGCCUGUCUUACACUUUUACGCCCUAGUCAUUUGUACACACGCGUGUACGUGUACGUUACGUCUAUGUAUAUGUGUAUAUGCAUAUAAAAAUGGAGGAAGAGGAGGAGAAGGUGAAUGAGAAGUAACAGGAGGAGCAAGAGGAGAAGAAGAAGAAACUGAGAAAGAAGGAGGAUCGUGUGCGUAAAUCGCGCGGAAUACCUAUGUUUCUUUUUGUAACCAAAGACAUACGCAGUGGACAAGAUAAUAAGGGAAAAAGGCAAAUUAUUUUAUCUAGUCAAAUGAGUUCGGUACUUAAAAAAAAAAUAGCGUAAGGAGGAAUGUGCAUCUUUCUUUGUGCGCUCGCGAAGAUGACACCGUGUCAAACGGUGAAUGGAAUCGAUCGACUGUGAGACUGUGGAUUCGAUGUCGUCUUAGUUUUCAUCCUUUCAACCGAUGAUUUUUUUUUUUCUUCUAAUUUCAUUCGAUGCGCAGUCUUGUAUCGAAACGUGCCAUUAUCUUUUAAGUCAAUCCCGUGUGAAAGCAUUUUCGCGCUCAGAGUCGCAUUUGAAAUUGCUCAGUCUGUUCGCAGACUAAAAAUUUGGCCAUAAUACAUACGUUUACGAUAUUAAAUAUACUCAUAUAUAUGUAGGUAUAUAUAUAUAUAUAUAUAUAUAUAUAUUUUAGUUAUAAAUUAGAAAAGCUUGCCCAGUUCGUAUGCACGUACAUCGUACACGUGCGUCUACGUAGUUGUAUGUAAAGAAUUUUAUUUUCAUUUAUUCGUCUUAUCCCUGUAAGGAUAUAAAAGUUGGAUACCUUUAAUCGAUCAUCAUUUUUACUUUAGCUUCCCCUGUUCUUUUUUGUUGUGCUUAUAUUGUUUGUUUGUUUUAUUUCGUUUUAGUUACCUUAGCUUUAAUCUAGUUCCGCCAUUGCGGGUACCUUUUAAUCUAAUCUAAAUACCCAAAGAAGCCAAUAAUCGGAACUUUCCGAUUCGAGUCUAUUUUUUCUCCUUAUCGUGCAAUCACAAAUAGAGGCUAUCGAUCGCGAUUUAUCGAAAGCGAGUCCUUGCUGUAUGCCAAAAUCAUAGGACGUUGCAAUCGAACGCAACAUUGCAAACUACCUGCGUUUUACACAAAAUUUGAUCGUGACGUGACGAAGUACAAAUUGAAGCUAGUUGAGAAAAUGCUGGAUAGAGGACAAUUUAAUGGAAAUGUCGCAAAGUACAGUCGCGUGGAAUGAUGUUUUUACUACAGAAGUAGAGACUGAAGGCGAAAAGCGACGGGUCGAAGGAGUUAAUCGCUAACUUUAAUUAUUUUAGGCUAAUUCUGUUUUGUGUGAAAAAUGUCCGUGUGUCUAUUUUACAUGAAAUUGGCAAGAAAUUAGUUGUGGCAGUCAACGCGCGAGUAAAAUAGAGUUCACUAUUUAUUGGGCGAAGUUCAAUAAUGCUUGUGUUCCAUUUUGCGAUCGCAUGCGUUUAUGUUCCGUGCUUGUCACGCUCUACGUCGCAUAAUUUGCACGUUUAAUUUUUAAUUAGAUAAUUUCAGCGUCUUUAUUUUUAAAUCGAAACUAGCAACGAUACUUUCAAAGGCACGAAUCAAUAUUUAGGUGCGAUAUACUAUUUUGUUGUUUCCUUUUUUUUUAAUUUAUAUUAGCUUAUAGUAUGUGAUUUUACGUAAAUUCUCUAAGAAACGAGAAAUACGGAACACUGUACACGCGUUUAUUCAUAUUUUUUAUAAUUGAUAAACUCGCGUGUUUAAUUUUAAACAAAACGAAUGUGCACAUUCCUCAGAAGCCACAAUACAAAUAAGUACAAGAAUGCCAAUUAUUACUUUAGACAAAUUGAUAUUUCUUUCUUUGAUUAUUUAUAAAAAUAAGAAACAUCUAUAUAAAUAAAUAAAUAAAUAAAAAUAUAUAUAUAUAUAAAAUAUUAUAAUAUAUCAUUACACAGUCUUAUGUUUGGCUUAUGCAAGUUGAUUAACGAUGUAAGUAAAACAAAAUAUGUGUGAAUAAAGUUUCAAAAUGUGAA